Triticum aestivum (bread wheat) is the source of this 1155-nucleotide messenger RNA. Its product is annotated as calcium-binding protein CBP. Gene Ontology annotation, molecular function: calcium ion binding. The coding region runs from base 197 to 970 and encodes 257 amino acids. The record is from RefSeq and is a predicted model, not a curated record. The transcript has 5 exons. NCBI's taxonomy places the organism in Eukaryota, Viridiplantae, Streptophyta, Magnoliopsida, Poales, Poaceae.
GGCAAGAGAUUGCACCGCGUUCUUUUUCGCCUACAUAUACCCAGAACCAGCCCCGCUAGAACCGCUCCUCCCGCACGUCAACGUCUUCGUCUCUUUGAUAUAUCCCGGAAGGAAUCCGCCGUCGUUUCGUCAGUGCGGUUACCGUCGGACACCGUCUUCCUCAACACCCACGGACCUUCUCACCCCCCUCUCCGCCAUGGCCGACUACAACCGCUACGGCCACGGCCACGACCAAGGAUACGGCCAGGGCUACGGCUACGCGCCGUCGGCGCCUCCCGCGCCCACCUCUUCGCCGUACGGCAACGGCCAAGGAUACAGCCAGGGCUACGCGCCCACGCCUUCCUCCUCCUCCUCCUCGCCGUACGGCUACGGCUACGGCCAAGGAGGCUACCCGCCGCCGAUGGGGGGUUUCGGGGGAGCCGUGGCGUUCCCGCCGGGGACGCAUCCGGACGUGGAGCGCGCGUUCCGGGCCGUCGACCGCGACGGCAGCGGCAGCAUCGACGAGGGGGAGCUGCAGGCCGCGCUGUCCGACGCGCACCGCCGCUUCAGCAUCCGCACCGUCCGCCUCCUCAUCUUCCUCUUCAGCAACGCCCAGCUCGCCUCCUCCCCGCGCUCCCGGAUGGGGCCAACGGAGUUCGUGACGCUAUGGAACUGCCUCGGGCAAUGGCGGGUCGUUUUCGACAGAUACGAUAGGGACCGCAGCGGAAAGAUCGAUUCCGAUGAGUUGAGAGAAGCUCUUCGCAGCCUGGGAUACGCGGUGCCGCCUUCGGUCAUUGAUCUUCUCAUAGCAAACUACAACAAUGGCGUUUCCCACCGCGGCGCCCUAGACUUCGACAACUUUGUGGAGUGCGGAAUGGUUGUGAAGGGUCUGACUGAAAAAUUCAAGGAGAAUGACACGCGCUACACCGGCUCGGCAGCUCUUACAUAUGACGGCUUCUUGUCAAUGGUCAUCCCCUUCAUUGUACCUUAGUCAAAGCAGUACAUGUACGACCUGAGCUUUAAGUUUGUGGGAUUUAUUACAGUUCCGUUAAUUUGGAGUGUUUUGAUGUUUCAUAGCUGUGUAAAUGAGAAAAAGGGUGUCACUAGAUCUCAGUCGACUCAGAGUCUGGUGACACAACAUGUAAAAAGAAAGAAAGAUUUUUUUUUUUGCACGGA